AUGUCGCGAAGAAAACACGACCCGUCCCGGUCUCUUGCCUUCCUCUUCCUACUCCUCUGCAUCUUGCUGCCCCAUGUCGCGCUUUCCCAGCGACUAGAAGCCUGCCAUGCCUGUGUCCCGACCUCAGUGAGGAACCAGGCCGCGAUCGGGUUUGACCUCGGUCAAUCAUACGGCACAUCUGUUGCCUACCUAGACAAUGGGACAACGAUCAACCUUGCCAAGGUUGCCGGAAGCCCCAAGUACAUGGCCCUCACAGAGCGGCUCAUGCGGACCCCCCCGCUUGAAAGCGGGCUUCGGCGGCCCUUCUGGCGGAGAAUGACAAGGUUGGCGAUGCUGACCCUCGGACUACCUGCGAACCGCGAAAUCGCCGUCCUAGCCAAGAUGGUCGCCGAUCUGAAGGCUGAGACCAAGGCUGCACUGGGGGCACCCUUUGGAAUGGUCGUUGUAACGGCGCCGUGGCAGGAUGUGUGGCGGGAUGACGGGACCCUUGAUAGCGACCUUUACGACGCGCUUGUGCUGGCCGGUGUGAAGCCGUGGACGUUCGACCUCGGCGGCGGGCCUGUCUAUAUGGGCGAGCUCAACACCGUGCUCGGCGCAAGCGGGCGCUGGCUAUGCGAGCCCUACGGGUGCGGCGACACCGACGAGGACGACACGUAUCAGGGCGUAUUCUUUAUCAGCUUCACAAACCGCUCCCUGUACACCUCCUUCCAGCGAGCCAGGUGCUUUUAUAAGCACUCAUGGCAGUCGUUGAGCGCCAUAGACGCCGAGUACGGCCUCGACGAGAUGGCCAAGGCGGCCACGCCGGCGCAGUUCUGGGACGCCGUUCGGGCGCGACUGGCCUCCCGCGUCGCCGAGCAUACCAAGCAUCGUAGGCAUGGCCAUUACACCAUCACCGUAGCGGUUGAGAUCGUCGUCGUGGCUGGCGAGGCGGCCGACAACCCGGACUUCCUUGGCGUCGUGCGGGACGUUGUGCGGGACAUUCCCAGGGUUCACAGGAUCUGCUUCGACGGCGAGGUCGGGUGCGAGCAGGGCACUGCUGUGAAGGCGGACGUCGAACUCGUUGUCUUGGACGAUCCAGCCUUUGCUGCCGCGAGGGGCUCCGCCCUCUUGUCGCGCCUGGUUCUGGAGGGGCGCUGGUAUUGUUCAAGUGCCGAGUGUUGCGCUGAAUCACAGUACCUCAAGGUGGGGGGACCGUGGGACAAGACGCAUGUCGAGCUAUGA
Phialemonium atrogriseum is the source of this 1221-nucleotide messenger RNA. RefSeq lists its product as uncharacterized. Lineage: Eukaryota; Fungi; Ascomycota; Sordariomycetes; Cephalothecales; Cephalothecaceae. The transcript is spliced from 3 exons. Bases 1 to 1221 code for a protein of 406 amino acids. The record is from RefSeq and is a predicted model, not a curated record.